Molecule: messenger RNA, 153 nt
Organism: Phacochoerus africanus (Common warthog)
Lineage: Eukaryota; Metazoa; Chordata; Mammalia; Artiodactyla; Suidae
Product: 60S ribosomal protein L39-like
Biological process (GO): translation
Cellular component (GO): ribosome; cytosolic large ribosomal subunit
Molecular function (GO): structural constituent of ribosome
Source: RefSeq, a predicted model, not a curated record
AUGUCUUCUCACCAGACUUUCAGGAUCAAGCAAUUCCUGGCCAAGAAACAAAAGUAGACUUGUCCCAUUCUCCAAUGGAGUCAAAAAACUGUUAACCAAAUUGAAUACAAAUACAAAAGGAGUCAUUGUAGAAGAACAGAGCUAGUGUCAUAA